ACACACAGUGGCUAAAUACUCUAGGAAGUGGUAUUAUCCGAGGAGCUGACUUCCUCCUGCCCUACAUUAGACUGAAAGAAACGAUGAAGAGAGAGGUCAACGCAGGGGUGAAUUUCCUGAGACACCUAGCCGUGGAGCGGGGUGGCUUGGAUGGCACCAAAGCUGACGCUUUUGCUGGAAAGCUGCGGCAACUUCUGCUCAACAAAUUCAAAGACCACUGGUACCCCGACAACCCCAACAAAGGACAGGCAUUCAGGUGCAUCAGGGUAAGCGAGGGGGUGCCGUGUGAUGAGGAGGUGCUGAAGGCGUGUGAGGAGAGCAAGCUCAAACUCAGCGAGCUGGGCCUCCCAUGUGAGAUUGCGCUGUGGAUCGACCCACUGGAGGUGUGCGCACGGUCAGGGGAGAACUGCAGGUACUUCACAGUAGCUCGUUUCAAAGAAGGAGAAGAGGAAGAUGAGGAAGAUGUGAAAGGAGACAAAGAUGUUGACCUGGAUACGUCCGACUACCACUCCGCCACCUCGUCUGACUGUGGCUCUACUGUCUCCAGCGACACAGAGGAGGAGGGGAAGGAUGGAGAGACGGUGGGGAGAAAAGAUGAGGAGAAGAAGAAAGAGAAAGGGGGAAAGAAAGAAAAGGUGGAGGGCAUACCUUGUGUGAUUGCCAUGAUGCCCAGGGUUCGGGACAGGUUCAGGGUGGAGCAUGCUCAACAGAACGUCACCAAAUCACUGCUCCAGCCCACCUCUCAGCAGUACUUCUACCACCCUGCCCCUGUGUGGCCCACAACGUACAAGAAGAAGGGUCCUGUGUUCCUCACCACAAUAUACGCGCCUCCGCCUCCCCCAGCGUUCGGCUACUACGUCCUGCCUCAGCCACCCCCGCAGUUCAUCAUGCCUUAUGCCACUCUGCAGCCAUGGGGGGCUGUGAAGAGCUAAACCAACUGGUUGGAGAGGGGGAGGUAAAACUGCCCUUUUACCUAUGAGCCAAUCACGAUGGGUCUAUGCAGGUUUUUGAAGGUGUGGGUGAGGCGCAGUUAAGAUAGUUUGACAAAAUAUUUGAAGGGUUAGCGGGGAGCACAACUUGUUUCAUUAUAUCAUUUUUGAAUUGCUGUACACUUUUUCUUAUUUUUGGUGAAAAUCAGUUUUGGGGAUUUCCUCUAUGUAACUUUCUUAGGUAGAAUUGCCACUGAAGUAAACAAGGAAUAUACUAAAACAGGCAUUUAGUAAAUAUUGCUACAGGCACUUCCCUAAGGGCUGCCAGUGUGUUUUGGUUUAGGGUAAUCCACGGAUUAAAAGUAGUCUAUUCAUAUUGCUGAAGUGUCUAGAGUAGGCCUGCUAGACAGUCUGUUGCAUAUUGACUAGUUUAGUGUGAUACUGUAUUCCAGUGGUAUUCAACUCUUACCCCGCGAGGUCCGGAGCCUGCUGGUUUUCUUUUCUACCUGAUAAUGAAUUACACCCACCUGGUGUCCUAGGUUUAAAUCAGUGCCUGAUUCGAGGGGUAUUCCUUCAUUGGGUGCUCAUAACAUCUCAGGAAUCCUCAGCAAUAAGCUGAAAGCCUAAGCUUUUAUGAUGAUUUUAUAUAGUUUUGUAAAUAUUAUAGACUACCUUUUAAUCUGUCACCUCUAUGAAGCAUCAAAAUGGUGAAUGUGCACUGUAGGAUAUAGACCAGGGCUGCCCAAUCAUGGUCCUGGUGGGCCUAAAACACGUCUGGUUUUUGUUUCUACCUGGUAGUUAAUUGGACUCACUUGGUGUCACAGGUCUGAAUUAGUCCCUGAUUAGGAGAGGAUGAAAACCAGUAGUGUUUCGGCCCUUCAGGACCAGGAUUGGGCAGCCCUGCUAUAGACUGUAACGAUAUGCAGCUACAUGUGGUAACAUAUGUACCGUAUGUACCGUGUCUCUUGAGUUCUCAGAAGCUGCAUCUUACUGCAUAUCAUUACAAUAUAAUGUGUCAAUAUGAGACAAUAGAUUACCACAAGCACUGUACAGUAUAUGAAAUGGUAUUCUGGAAUCCAAUCUAAUGUGAUUUACUAUUUUUGACAAUUCACUGUGAUUGUUAUCUGUCAAGUACAGACGUCUCUCUAUUUUAUAAUAAUUAACAGACCAACCAGAAGCUUUUUGUACAUACUGUAACCUAUUAAGAAAUAGUAAUUAUCAACCACAUUUGUUUUUUUGAAUUUGUUGUCAUUUAUUUUUCCACCUGUGUGUGGUACCAAAAUCAUUGUUGUAAAGUCAAAUUCAAUGCAUAUUUAUGUAUAUUCUCUAUUUUAUAUAUCUUGAUAAAGUUUGUAGUGUUGGUGCAUGUAUCAUUUUAAAUGGUUAUUUGUUCAUAAUUUCCUUUUUUAGAAAUCUGAAAAGUCUGCUUUAGGCCAGAUUGAAGAACAAUCUGUCCUUAAUGGCGAUGUACUCUUAUAAUCUCCACCCGGCACAGCCAGAAGAGGACUGGCCACCCCUCAGAGCCUGGUUCCUCUCUAGGUUUCUUCCUAGGUUCCUGCCGUUCUAGGGAGUUUUUCCUAGGCACCGUGCUGCAUUGAUUGCUGUUAGGGGUUUUAGGCUGCAUUUCUGUAUAGCACUUUGUGACAUCUGCUGAUGUAAAAAGGGCUUUAUAAAUAAAUGUGAUUGAGUGAUUGCUGGGAUAAAAUGGGUCUGAACUGAACUGUAUUCACUCCUGUAUAAUCAGUCUUCCAUGGAUUUACUGUAAAUAGUUUUAUAUACUGGAAAUGAAAAAUGCUUGGGUGAUCCAAAUGUUUAGCUUUAAUAUGAAUAGAUGUUUUCAUAACUUAAUACUUAUAUUCUCUAUUUUUAUACUAACUUUUAUUGGCCCAUUGAUCUGCUUUGGAUGCAUAUUUAUUCAAUGUUAUGAACUGCCUUUUCACUUGUUCUGAGUACAGAGCAGUACUCUGUUCACACGAUUCUUACUGUAUCUGAUAGACAAUUGUCCAUGCUAAUGUCUAUGUUAAGCUGUGUCAGUUUUUAUACUAAUCAUCUCUCUGUCUUGUCAGCACAUAACAUUAAAUCAACCGAUUUAUAAAAUCAAA
Salvelinus namaycush (lake trout) is the source of this 3031-nucleotide messenger RNA. Its product is annotated as maternal B9.15 protein-like. The coding region runs from base 84 to 932 and encodes 282 amino acids. Gene Ontology annotation, cellular component: nucleus; cytoplasm. The transcript is spliced from 5 exons. The record is from RefSeq and is a predicted model, not a curated record. Gene Ontology annotation, biological process: negative regulation of mitotic cell cycle; negative regulation of cell population proliferation. NCBI's taxonomy places the organism in Eukaryota, Metazoa, Chordata, Actinopteri, Salmoniformes, Salmonidae.